This is a messenger RNA of Zingiber officinale, 1527 nucleotides long. Its product is annotated as transcription factor BHLH148-like. NCBI's taxonomy places the organism in Eukaryota, Viridiplantae, Streptophyta, Magnoliopsida, Zingiberales, Zingiberaceae. The record is from RefSeq and is a predicted model, not a curated record. The coding region runs from base 345 to 1229 and encodes 294 amino acids. The transcript has 3 exons. Gene Ontology annotation, molecular function: protein dimerization activity.
UAAUUUAAUUAAUAAGAUUUACCGUAAAUUAUAACUCUGCCGCGUUUAGUCAAUAAAACAAUUUGAUUAUUCCAAUACCCUAUUUUCUACUCUUUUCCCCUAAAUUCAAGAUCACACGGUUCUUAAGCCUGAAAUCAGCAAUAUUUGCGGCAACGACGUGGAAGCUACUGAAUUACUGUAGAUGUGAUUUGUCUCCUCCUCAUCCACACACACAUGCGCUAUUUGGACGAUCCCGAUCCGUUGGCUGGUGCAGUCAAGAGAAUGGAGGGGCAGAGAUCGUGUUCGGAGGCGUUCGCAUACUUCCACGUUGACGCAGGAUUACCCUUUUUGACCACGUUUUUCGAAUGCCGUUUUUGUGCCCUGCGCGCUUUAAACACAGCGGCAAAUCAAAGCUGACGAUUUCGAGCGCAACGGCAAUGGAGAGGGAGCCCUUCAUUCCCUUCCCCGACGACUACUUCCACGGCGGCGAGACCUGCCUGCCCUGGCCCUUGUCGCCGGACCUGCUCCACUUCGAUUGUCCAACCGCCGCCACCGCCGCCUACCCGGACCUCUCGCCGGAGUUCGAUCCCCCACCGCGGGAGGUCUAUCGGAGCGCAUUCCGGAGGUAUGAGGGUGCGCAUAUGACGGAGUGCUCGAUCUCUGGGGCUGCCGGCAGCGGCGGCCGGAACAUACACCGGCGGGUGGUGGAUAUGCUGAAAAGUAUCCCGAAGGAGGAGGAGCAGACGCCGAGCCCCGUGGCGAUGAGCCGCGGAUUCAGGCACAUGAUGAGGGAGCGGAAGCGGCGGGAGAAGCUCAGCCAGAACUACGCGGAUUUGUACUCCAUGAUCGCCUCGAGAUCAAAGGGCGACAAGAACUCGAUCGUUCAAUCGGCCACUCAGUACGUGCGAGAGCUGAAGGGGGUGAAGAAGGCGCUUCAGCAGCGCAACGAGGAGCUCAAGGCGGGGAUUCUCGGAAGCGAUGAAGUGGCGACAAUCAAAAUUAGGGUAGAGAAUCCUUCUUCUCCCAUAGACUCCAUGAUCGGAGCUCUUCGAUGCUUGCAGAGCAUGGGUGUGACGGCCAAAGCCGUUCAGUCUGAUCUCUCUCGUUCUGAGUUUUCUGCCACCAUUGGCAUCGAUACCAAGAUAGCGACGGCUGACGUGGAGAAAGCCAUGGAAAGUGUUCUGAUGGAAGUAGAGAAGCAGCUUCCUGGAAUCAGCUAUCGGCCUCAACAAUGUCAAGUGAAAAUGUAACAUAUUUCUCCACGUUUUAGCAUAUCUUUCGAGUUCUUUAAUUUUAGCAAAGUCAAUCGUUUGACCAUGUUCUUCAAGAGAUGCGAUACAAGUUUGACGAGGUCGUAUUAUCACUUGUUUAGAAUUGACAAAGUCAACCAUAAGAAGGCUGCUGGAUCGAGGUUUCGUUUAUGAAAUUGUUUUUUUAUUAGUUUACACAUUGUGCAGUGUUUUUUCAUGUUAAAUUGUAUUGAUUUGUAUCAAAAUGCGCACGUUUAAAACUUUAAAUGCUGCUCUCGCGGUAGCCUUUUGAUUUCUA